Messenger RNA from Haliotis rufescens (red abalone), 1231 nucleotides. RefSeq lists its product as uncharacterized. The record is from RefSeq and is a predicted model, not a curated record. Lineage: Eukaryota; Metazoa; Mollusca; Gastropoda; Lepetellida; Haliotidae. The coding region runs from base 26 to 1141 and encodes 371 amino acids. The transcript has 9 exons.
AGGCGAUCAGGCAUUCGGAAUCAACAUGAUGAUGUUCAAUAGCAGUCUCAUCUUCGUCCUCCUGGCUGUCAUUGCGCCAUCGCUGGGGUGCAGCGAUUUAGAGACGGAUCUUGGAAGUGCCCUUGCCACACUGGAGGCAGCUAUAGAAGCCUUCGGGUGUUAUCCGAACAUCACGGACGAACAAUGUCCAUGUAUGACUGAGGAUGGCAUAUGUUUGGUCGGAAAUGAAACGAUAGAUGAUGUUGAAUGCUUUGCAACUAAGCUGGAAGUUCUCAGGAAUAUCAUGUACACCCUUCUUGAUGACCUCGAGAAUAUAACGACAACCCGGCCUGAUGAUUGCCCAAACCUCGUAGGUUGUGCUGCACUUGUGUCUGGGUGUGAAACGGAUGAAGUUGCUGUGGUCGACCCAGUUGGGACGAUCCUGCCAAGUGUGAAUCUGGCUACAAAAGUCAGCGGAUUGACAACAGCUGAUCCAGAAGCCUGUUAUUAUGUCUUCUCCUAUAGUAACGCUCCUUUCACCCUAACCACAAGGUUGGAAAAUGGAUCCGAUUACACCAAUCUAGUGUUGGACACAGGGUCGGCAACUGGCAUUGCUCAUUGUAAUGCUGUUGUAUAUGUCGCCUUUGUAAACGGGAGUGAUACCAUUCUGGCAAUUGACACAUUGAAUUCCAACACCGUCUCAACUAUUGCCGAUAUUACCUGCAGCCCUGGCAAAGUUAGAGUAUAUGGCAGCCGAGUUUAUUUCAGUGAUUGCAAUGAAAUCAAAAGCGUCAACAAGACGGGUGGGGAUGAACAGGACGAGGUGAAGUUUUCCAUGAAUAUUGUCUCGUUUGAUGUCCUUGAGGAUGGGAAGAUAGUGUUUGCUGAUACUGCUGGUGGUCUGUGGGUCUAUGACGAAACCACCGACUGUUUCACGCUGAUCGACUGCGAGGACACAGCAAGUUCGGACGUCCUACUGAACCGCUGUACAGAGUUCAUCUACGUUGUCUACCCUGACCGCGCAUAUCUGUCCCGUUACAACGCCACUUCCUUUACGGAGGGCGAUACGUUGCUCUACACUGAGUCCACACCCAGAGGCUGUCCUAGUCUCGCGUUUGAACCAAACUGCGCUCGAUCUGUCGAUGGGAAUGCCUUCCCCUAAAAGCAGCUCCAUGUGAAAGUAAACAAACGAUGAAGUUUGUCAAAUGAAUUGAGUCCGAUCUGUAUCAGUUCAAUAAACGUUUGAGCACGA